AUGUUCAUUGGCUCGCCGACUGGUCGGCGCUCCGUCACUGAGGACUCGGAAGAAUUGACGCUGGAGCAGCUUCGCGCGGCUCGGAAUAACGGCAUCCCUGCCGCCAAUCACAUGACCGGAGCCUUAGCCAAAUUGACGAUGCUGGACGCGUUCGUACUUAUCGAAUGGGUCCUGCACCGAUGGCUCAGUGAGAGACACGAGAUGCAAGCGACGGUCCAAUGCGGACGUGUCGCGCGGUCACUCCAUAGGAACGACCCUGACCUAGCGGUUGGUGUAGCCCUGCCCGCGCCACCACCCGGCAUUAGGUACGGUUUGGUAGGUCACCAGCAGAUCUACAAGAAGGCGGUGAGCGCUUCAGAGCGUCAGGCUGCCUUAGCGACGGCUUGCAGCUCGUGGUUCUUUGCAAAGCGACUCGACUUGCAAGGAGACGUGCUGUGCAUGUGCGGCCUGAAGUGGCCCAGUCGGACACAUAUUCGCUGGACGUGUCCGGCCCUCAGCGCUGACCAACCGGCCAUCCCGACGCCAAGUGUGGUUUUGCUCGAGACGGCAGUCGAGAAGUCUCCGCAUCAAUUGCUCGUGGCAACAGAUGGGAGCUCGCAGACAGAAGUGGGAUCUUACGCCAUCAUUUCCGAGGACCCACCUUUCGAGUACACCAAUGCGGAUGAGAGCGAAGAUCAAUCGCCCUUUCGCAUGGAGCUGCUCGGCUUGGUGGAUCUACUCACCAGUGUAGCUGCUUUGAGCCACCUUUUCCAGCAGCUUGUGGUUCUGGUUGACUGUGAAUCGGCCUGGACGUGGCACUGGCAGCCACCUUUUCAGCUUGACGCAGCACUCAAAAAGCGACUCAACGAGCGCGCUGACAAUGAUGCAAGGAGGCACUGUGCAGCUCGCUGCAUCAGUGCCGAUCGGCAGCAGUGGGAUCUGGAGCUCACGAACGCGAAGGCCCUUGAAGACCAGGGUAAGUUUUACGUCUUCGGCUGGACGAAAGCUGGAGGCUUAUUUGACGUGUACAGCACUGGCUGCCAGACAGCCA
Symbiodinium sp. CCMP2592 is the source of this 1030-nucleotide messenger RNA. Lineage: Eukaryota; Dinophyceae; Suessiales; Symbiodiniaceae. The record is from the annotation of a GenBank genome assembly.